UUCUGUCAGUUGGUUAGCCCCGCAAUAGCAGUCGCUGCCGGGAGCCGCACGGACCAGGCCGGCUGUGCUUCUCUCCGGCUUCUUUAUUUCCCCAGCGGCUUCGGCAGGGGAGGUCGUCUUGGCCUCAGAGUCUUUCUGCAAGUUCCCCUUCCCGUUUCCUCUGCCAAUGUCAUGGACUCGCCUCCGAUGCUGCACUCGGUGAAGCUCUACGUGUACGACCUGUCCAAGGGCAUGGCUCGCCGCCUCAGCCCUAUCAUGCUCGGUAAGCAGCUAGAUGGCAUCUGGCACACCUCCAUAGUGGUCCACAGGGAUGAAUUCUUCUAUGGUAGUGGGGGAAUUUCAAGCUGUCCACCUGGUGGAACACUACUUGGGCCUCCAGAUUCUAUUGUAGAUCUGGGAUGUACUGAAGUUUCAGAAGAGCUCUUCUUGGAAUACUUGUCCUCACUGGGGGAAUCUAUAUUCCGUGGAGAGUCCUAUAAUCUUUUUGAUCAUAACUGUAAUACGUUCAGCAAUGAAGUGGCACAAUUCUUGACAGGGAGAAAGAUCCCCUCCUACAUUACAGAUCUUCCAUCUGAAGUCCUUGCAACACCAUUUGGACAAGCACUACGACCACUUCUUGACUCCAUCCAGAUCCAGCCACCUGGAGGAAAUACUUUUAGCAGACAUAAUGGACAGAGCUAGCAGACACAGUGAAAAAUGUCUCAACUCACAAGGGCAUUUCCUCUAAAAACUCCACUGUAUUAGAUUCCUGUCUUAUAAAUUCAUGCCAGGGUUCAAAAGUGGCAUUUCAGACUUUAUAGGGAGAAUAUUUAUUGAAUUGCAUGUCAUGUGGUGCUACCAGAAAAAUAUGGUCAUAAAAUCAAAUAGUGUAUUUACUUAUUAAAGCUGUUUUUGUCUUGGUUCACUUUUUUACUAUUCCCUGCUGAGGAAGUGGAGAUAAGGAAAUCCACUUGCAUAGUUUAAAAUAACAGGGACACCUAAGCCAUCCCUUCUCAGACUUACUUAUUUUCAUUACCUUUGUUACGGUAUUUGUGUAACCUGAAAGUGUGAAUUUAACAAUAUUAAAUAACAAUAAGCCUGAACAUGCUUUUAACUUUUUGUAAGAGAAAAAAAACUAAAAAUAUUCACUGUGAAAUUAUUUUGAGAAAUACUUCUUAAAUAGAAAAUAUAAGCCAGUUCUGCAAUAGAAGUAAAUGUAUGCAGUAAUAGAUUUCUAAGUUUGGAUGGGUGAUGCCAAAAAAAAAUUUUGCUUGUCUUGAAAAUCAGAUCUUUCCAGUACCAGAAAGAAUAGCCCUUAACCCUUACACUAUAUUAAUCCUUUGUAUGUUAAAAAAAAGUACUAUGGGUAGAAAUAAGGUCUUACUGUAAGCAGUGACACCAUAUUGUAAGGAAGGCAACUAAAUGAAUUUGACUAAUACAACAAAUAACUUAUAUCAUUAUUUUCACAAGAUGACAAGACUUAUACAAUAGACAAAUUUCAGAUAAGAGUGUAGAUUAGUAAUGUAUAAUUCUGGAAGUAUAUCCAAAAUCAAUUUUAAGACCUACUAUUUUAAGUCUGACAUUUAAAUCUAUAAAUAUAGUUAGAUUGGCUAUGUCCAUUCCCAUAAACUCCCUCUUCUCCAUAUGCCAACAUCCAGUUUGAAUCAGGAGUAUCUUGUAGCUGUUUUUUUAAAACAAACAGAAAUUGGCUAUUUAGCCACAUUUUGGACCCACUUCACUUUUCCCUACAAAUACUUGUAAUAGAACACUUGGGUCAGCUAUUUAGGAGCAAACAAUUAGGAUAUGCUCUUCCUCCUUCUCUCUACUGAGCUUGAUUAAGAAAGCAUUACAUGGCAAUGACAGCUGCUGAGAAUAUUCUGCUUACACACACACACACACAAACACAAACCUUUCCCUCAAAUUCAGGCUACGCCAUUAUAUCAGAUUUUCAUUAAUUAAAUUGGAUUUUUUUCAAGCACUAGGAGAUCUGUGACCUUUUCCUUUGAGAGGCUAUUAAUUUGUCUUCAUGUUCUGCUAAUGCUUGAGAAGAACAUAAGAAAAUCUGCUAAUACUGUACUCAGAGAUAUAUUCACUUGUACCAUUACAUACUGUAUUAAAAUACAAACCUAAUUAACCAGAUUGUAGUCUAAAGAUAUUUUGUCCAUUUUUUAGAUGAACUGUCCCCUAUCUGGUCUUACUGUAGAUAUGAUGGAUCAGAAGCCCCAUUAUCUCUAAACAUUACAGGACUGCUUGCUGGGAUUUGUAGCCCAAAGAUACUGGUGGAUGCUGGAUGAGAAAAGCUGUGUAAGGUUGAGGCUCAGAAAAAAUUCCAGCUAGGGAAAACUGGAGUUAUCCUUCUUUAUGACCAAUAGAAAGGACUAGGUGAAUAGAAUGGCAGAGAAAUGAGAUAGGAUGCUUCAUUGAUCGCAUGCUUUUGAAAUGCCUCAGAACUUUUGUGCUGAAUUUUCAGAUUGCAAUCUGGUAACAAAGUAUUUUUCUAUUACAGAAAUAUAUUAUACCUAUAUUGAUUAUUGCAACAAUGUAAGAGUUGGAGUGACAGUGAAUCUGGUUCUGAAUGUUCUUUCAAUAGGACAUAUUGUACCUGCUUUUAGAACUACCAUCUCUUCUCUAUCACAAUCAUUUUGGAUGCAUGGUAGGGGAGAAGGACUGCAGGUAUAAGAUAUAAACCUUUCUAAAAAUUUACUCCAUCACAUAGCGGAAGCACCAACUGAUUUCUUAAACAGUAACUUGACUUCUUAAAAGCUACAUCCAAAACACACAUACUUCCCUGUGAGCUCCAAGAAGUCAUGCUUUCUAGUAAGCUAGUUUUGGAUUGUAGUUUUAAUAAUGGUAAUUGUUUGUUUUUCUUGUGUGUAAAUGCUUCUGAUAAUUCCUUCUGUCAAUUUUUUAAUAUACAUUUCUCCAUUUAACUAGAGCAGCUGAGCAUGUGGAGAAAUGGAGAAAGUCCUGGUAUUUAUUUGAACAUCUUUUUGGAACUUUCCUUCCCAUAACUUUAGGAAAUGCAAUGUAAAUUCACGUUUACUCAGAAAUAAGUACCACUUUUUCCUACAGGAUUUAUUCACAAGCAAGUUUGCAACCUUAGGUGUCUUCACUAGAAUUAAAAGGAAAUUUAUACUUGUUGCAUGAUUGAUCCUGUUGUCCUCCCUGCUGCUUCCAGUAAAGAAAUGACUCUUUUGCUGUUCUGUAAUACAGUGUAGGCUCUAUUUUCAGAGAAGUGUAAUAUUUAGAGCUUCACUGAAUAGAGUCCUCAAAGAAGCUGCAUUUCAACACUGGCUCUCAAUUCUAGGAGAUGAAAGAAUUGUAUGCUGUAACCCCCUCCAAUUGACACUGCUGACUAAGGGCAGUCCAUAGACAAUAGGCCUGCUUUAUAAUUGUUGAAAAAUAUAGCUGCAUUCAUAUCCAGCAUUUUCCCCCAUCCCUUAUAUUUAUAAGUCUAUAUAAAGUAUGCAACAUAUGUACAUGUAUUUAAAUUGAUACUCUUCUAACCUGUCAAUGGGCAUGGAAAGCUGAGCGGCCUGUGUACGACAGCAGAGGUCUGGCUUAAUAAACAGGUCUGCCAUUUCCAGGAAUUCCUUAUUGUUCUUGUUUUAUAAUUAAAAUAAAGCCUUUGUCAGAACCCA
Molecule: messenger RNA, 3620 nt
Organism: Candoia aspera
Lineage: Eukaryota; Metazoa; Chordata; Lepidosauria; Squamata; Candoiidae
Gene: DESI1
Product: desumoylating isopeptidase 1
Exons: 6
Coding region: 172-681 (169 amino acids)
Biological process (GO): protein modification by small protein removal
Molecular function (GO): peptidase activity
Source: RefSeq, a predicted model, not a curated record